AUGGGGGAGCUAGGGCAAGAGACUGUGGAUUUCAAGGCGCUGGUGGGCCGCGCCGCGACAGAGUCGUAUGUAUUGCUGAAGGAAUUGGUGGAGAAAUCUAAAUCUGCUGAACUCUCUGACUCGGAGAAGAAGAUUAUGAUUCUUAAAUAUAUUGUUAAAACCCAGCAGCGAAUGCUCCGUCUCAACGUCCUCUCCAAAUGGUGUCAACAGGUUCCUUUGAUACGAUACUGUCAGCAACUUGCUUCAACUCUAUCAAGUCACGAUACAUGCUUCACCCAAGCUGCAGAUUCAAUGUUUUUCAUGCAUGAGGGGCUACAACAAGCUCGUGCUCCCAUAUAUGAUGUUCCGUCUGCAAUUGAGGUUCUUCUUACGGGAACUUACCAGCGUUUGCCUAAAUGUAUAGAGGAUGUGGGUACACAGGGCACGUUGAAUGCAGAUCAGCAAAGUCCAGCUUUGAGGAAACUAGAUGCACUUGUUAGGUCUAAGUUACUUGAAGUUUCACUUCCAAGAGAAAUUACCGAAGUCAAGGUUUCUGAUGGCGUCGCUUUGCUUCGUGUUGAUGGUGAAUUUAAGGUUCUGGUUACCCUUGGUUACCGAGGACAUUUGUCAAUGUGGAGGAUAUUGCAUUUGGAGCUGCUUGUUGGUGAGAAAGGUGGGCAUGUGAAGCUGGAAGAGUCGAGACGGCGUGCUCUUGGAGAUGAUUUUGAACGCAGAAUGGCUGCCUCGGAAAACCCAUUCAUGACAUUAUAUUCCAUUCUUCAUGAGCUUUGUGUUGCCCUCGUUAUGGACACUGUAAUAAGACAAGUGCAAGCACUUAGGCAAGGCAGAUGGAAAGAUGCAAUUCGGUUUGAGCUGAUAUCUGAUGGGAGUAGUGGACAGGGAGGGAAUGCUAGCUCGACCCAGAUCACUCAGGAUGGAGAAACUGAUUCAGCUAGUUUACGAACUCCUGGAUUAAAAGUUAUAUAUUGGUUGGAUUAUGAUAAAAACUCAGGCACAUCUGGCACAGGAACAUGCCCAUACAUGAAAAUUGAACCUGGUCCAGAUUUGCAGAUAAAGUGCCUUCAUAGCACAUUUGUGAUUGAUCCUCUGACUGGCAGGGAGGCUGAAUUUUCCCUUAACCAAAGUUGCAUUGAUGUGGAAAUGUUGUUGCUCAGAGCUAUUUACUGUAAUAAAUAUACUCGCCUUCUUGAGAUAUGUAAGGAACUGGAGAAGAAUGACCAGAUAUGGCAAGCUCCAGGUGAUGUCCAACUUCAAUUCUGUACAGAUGAAUGUGAUGCUGACAACAAAAAGAAGGACGAUACAUUCAGUCCCCAGAAGUAUGAAGGUGGGGAAGUUCUGUGUGUGCGUGCCUAUGGUUCAUCAUUUUUCACCCUUGGAAUAAACAUAAGGAAUGGUCGCUUUCUUCUUCACUCAUCCAAAAAUAUUAUAUCAUCGUCAGUGCUGCUAGAGUGUGAAGAAGCUUUGAACCAGGGAAGCAUGACUGCAACAAAAACUUUCAUCAACUUGCGGAGCAGUGCUAUUUUGCACUUGUUUGCUUGCAUAGGCAGGUUCUUAGGCCUUGAGGUAUUUGAACAUGGUUUUACUCCAGUGAAGGUGCCAAAGAACAUUUCAGAUGGUUCAAAUUCAUUAAUAUUGGGAUUCCCAGAAUGUGGGAGCUCUUACUUUUUGCUGAUGCAACUCGACAAGGAAUUCAAACCACUUCUCAAGUUAAUAGAAGCUCAGGCAGAUUCCAUAGGGAAAGGUCGACCUAUCGAUAACAUGAAUAAUGUCAUUCGAGUAAAUAAUGUCGAUAUUAGUCAGAUGAACAUGUGUGAAGACGAACUCAAUUUGAGUCUUCUUGACCAUAGAAAGAUCCUUACAAUACUUAGUGAUGUUGACGGUAGCCGAAUUUCUGAGCGUGGUCCCUCUGACUCCAGCAAUGAGAGUUUCGCGCUUCGACCUAAUCUGCCAUUAAGUUUUUCCUCCAUUGUUGAUGAGGUGUUUGAACUUGAGAAAGGGUCAAAUGCCCCUUCUUUUUCUGGGCAUGCUGAAGCGAACAAAGGCAAUGCACCCUCUAGUAUAUAUGUGUCUGUUCUGCUUCAUGUAGUCAGGCAUUGCUCACUAUGCAUCAAACAUGCUCGACUAACUAGUCAGAUGGAUGCACUCGACCUUCCAUAUGUUGAAGAGGUGGGUCUGAGAAGUGCGUCCUCAAACUUAUGGUUCCGGCUUCCUUUUGCCAGUGGCGAUACAUGGCAAUACAUAUGCUUGCGUUUGGGGAGACCUGGAAGCAUGUAUUGGGAUGUCAAAAUCAUUGAUCCACACUUUAAAGACUUGUGGGAGCUUCAAAAGGGUAGCAAUAAUACUGCUUGGGGUUCUGGUGUUAGGAUUGCUAAUACAUCUGAUGUGGAUUCCCAUAUUCGUUAUGAUUCAGAAGGUGUUGUGUUGAGUUACAAUCAUGUGGAGGCUGACAGUAUUAAGAAGUUAGUCGCUGAUAUCCAAAGGCUUUCAAAUGCUAGAAUGUUUGCCCUUGGAAUGAGAAAACUACUUGGUGCCAGGACUGAUGAGAAAUUGGAAGAGAGCCCUGUAAACCCUGACAGCAAGCCUUCUGCUGGAGCCAAAUCUGUUAAUGAGACACCUGAAAAGUUUUCUGAACAGAUGAGAAGGGUAUUCAGAAUCGAAGCAGUUGGAUUGAUGAGUUUGUGGUUUAGCUUUGGUUCAGGGGUCCUUGCUCGCUUUGUUAUCGAAUGGGAAGCUGGCAAAGAGGGUUGUACAAUGCAUGUUUCUCCAGAUCAGCUUUGGCCGCAUACAAAGUUUCUGGAAGAUUUUAUCAACGGGGCUGAAGUUGCAUCCCUUUUGGACUGCAUUCGACUUACUGCUGGACCCUUGCAUGCUCUUGCUGCUGCAACACGGCCUGCACGAGCUGCUCCUGUUUCUGGGGUUCCUGGUGUUGCAGCAUCUUUUUCUUCUACUUUGAAGCAGAGUGGGUACAUACCGUCUCAGGGUCAUCUGCCAAGCAAUUCUAACACAAAUACAAGUCAAGCUUCCUCUGGUUCUGCAGGUAAUCUUGGUGCACCUAUCCCUUCUGGUCCUGUUGGGAGUCACAGCCACCAUACUGCUACAAUGUUGGCAGCGGCAGCAGCUGCUGCUGCUGGAAGAGGUGGUUCUGGCAUUGUUCCAAGUUCUCUGUUGCCUAUUGACGUUUCUGUUGUACUUCGCGGCCCAUACUGGAUUCGGAUAAUAUACCGCAAAAACUUUGCUGUAGACAUGCGGUGUUAUGCCGGAGAUCAAGUCUGGUUGCAACCAGCAACCCCGCCGAGAGGGGGUCCAUCAGUUGGAGGAUCACUACCAUGUCCACAGUUUCGACCUUUUAUUAUGGAGCAUGUAGCUCAGGAACUGAAUGGCAUAGAUUCUAAUUUUCCAGGGGCUCAACAAGCACUUGGACUCACAAAUUUAAGUAAUCCCAAUCCAAGUUCAGUUCCACAGCUGUCAGCUGCCAAUGGAAAUAGAACGAACCUCUCAAAUUCUGCUGCUGCAAUCUCUCGACCUGGAAAUGCAAUAGCUGGACUCAACCGCCUAGCAAAUGCUCUUCCAGGACCUACAAAUCUGGCUGCCGUGAAUCCAUUACGUAGAUCACCUGGCUCAGGUGUCCCUGCUCAUGUUAGAGGGGAGUUAAAUACUGCUAUAAUUGGACUUGGGGACGAUGGAGGUUAUGGUGGCGGAUGGGUCCCUGUUGUGGCACUUAAAAAAGUCCUUAGAGGUAUUCUCAAGUAUCUUGGAGUACUCUGGCUGUUUGCACAGUUACCAGACCUAUUGAGAGAGAUCUUGGGAUCAAUUCUGAAAGAUAAUGAAGGUGCACUACUGAACUUGGAUCAGGAGCAGCCGGCCUUGCGCUUCUUUGUUGGGGGCUACGUCUUUGCUGUUAGUGUUCACAGAGUUCAACUUCUCCUCCAAGUCCUUAGUGUAAAAAGGUUCCAUCAUUCUCAACAACAGCAACAAAAUGCAGCUGCUGCCCAAGAGGAAUUAACUCAGUCUGAAAUAGGCGAGAUAUGUGACUACUUUAGUCGUCGUGUUGCAUCAGAGCCUUACGAUGCUUCUCGUGUUGCUUCAUUUAUUACGCUUUUGACUCUACCAAUUUCAGUUUUAAGAGAAUUUUUGAAACUUAUUGCAUGGAAGAAAGGAUUGGCUCAAGGGCAAGGUAAUGAUAUAGUUUCUGCACAGAAAUCCCGCAUUGAACUUUGUCUUGAGAAUCAUGUUGGAUUUAAUGCGGAUGGGAACUCAGGAAAUUCAUCUGCGUCCAAAAGCAAUAUUCAGUAUGAUCGGGCUCAUAACUCGGUCGAUUUUGCAUUGACAGUUGUUCUUGAUCCUGCACACAUACCACCCAUAAAUGCUGCUGGUGGUGCUGCUUGGUUGCCAUACUGUGUCUCAGUGAGAUUGAGAUACUCAUUUGGUGAAAAUCCUAAUGUAUCUUUUGUUGGAAUGGAGGGGAGCCAUGGUGGCCGUGCAUGCUGGAUGCGAAUCGAGGACUGGGAUAAAUGUAAACAGAGGGUAGCCCGAACUGUUGAAGUGAAUGGAUCUUCUGGUGGGGAUGCUAAUCAGGGAAGGUUGAGGGUUGUUGCUGACAGUGUACAAAGAACACUGCACGUAAGCCUUCAAGGGCUAAGAGAUGGCAUUGGAAUGACUUCUUGA
This is a messenger RNA of Fraxinus pennsylvanica, 4665 nucleotides long. NCBI's taxonomy places the organism in Eukaryota, Viridiplantae, Streptophyta, Magnoliopsida, Lamiales, Oleaceae. The record is from the annotation of a GenBank genome assembly.